AUGCCCAGCAUGUUCUCGCGUCGCCGAGGGAGCAGCGCCAGCCGCGCGAGCUCCCAAAUACCGCUCGACCGAAACACCACCUCGAAUGCGGCCGCCGCAGCUAGCCAGGCUUUCCUCAAGAACAAGCCAUCGACGGGCUCUCUAUCCUCAGCUGCCGCUGCCGCCGCGUUGCGGUCCAUGACCACGACCCCCGAGCCCGUCGGCGCUGUCCAAACAAAGCGUAUGGUUCGUCGGGGAUCGACAUCUUCGAAUGCGAGCAGUGCUAUUGUUUCGAAUGGCAGAGGAGGAGUUCCAGUAAGAGGCGGUCUACAGCGACGUGAUAGUGGAGGGUCGAUGACAGAGCGCUCUUUCCGGUCCCCUUCGCCUGGUCGAUCGAACGGUGCACUCUCCCCAGCACUAGAUGCUGCGCCGCCAGUACCAGCAAUACCUUCAUCAAUAUCGAGACAGCACCAACGCUCCUCGAGUCUCGAUCCGCCGCAGCGUGUCAUUUCUCCAACCCCGGCAGGGCGCGGCAAUGGAAGAGCUGCGAGCAUGGACAGAUAUAGCAUGCCACCGCCGGCCAGUGCCAGCUCUAGAACUGGCAAGCGGCUGUCGAAUGUGAACGAGGAGCUGGAGCGGACUGACAGCAAUCGCAAUGUCAACUUUUCACGACCUAUGAACUCACAGCCUAGCAGUCCUGUAUCGCCCACUGUGGACAAGCAGUACACCCAUGGGACUGGUAACUGGUUUUCAGAGUCCGUACCAGUACCUAGCCAGCCAAAGCAGACUGUGCAGGAGGAAGCGCUCGAGCAAAAGAUUGCGAGAAUACAGGCUGCUGCCGGGCAACCCGUGAACAGGGACAACGGCGUGAAUUCAGCACAGGGAAAUUAUUUGCAGAGGCCGAGUGAAAGGGCGGGCAUUGCGCCAGCAUCAUAUGAAGCUGCAGAUGCCAUUAUGGUCUACGAUCCAAGCACCAGGACGUUCAUCGCCAAGCCGAGAACUCAACCUGCCCAGCCUGCCUCGCCUGAACCUCCAUCGCCCACGACGUGGCAACCUGCUGCUCCCGUUCCUGGCACUUACGAUCCUCACACUCGAACGAUUGUUCCCUUACCCGAGCCAAAGCCGGCAGUCCAAGUCCAACGUCCAGAACGCCCUGCUUUGGAAACGGAUUUGCAGCCUCCUCCACGAAAUCCAGCUCGACUGUCUCCAACUAUCGCCGCUAGAAGCUUCCUUCACAAACAACCCUCUGUGGUACGUGAAGAGCCAGAAGAUGAAGAUGGCAGUGUUGCAGAUUCUGAAUUGAUGGACACUUGUGCUACAAUCCAAACAUCUGCUGGACCAGCCAAGUCGUACGUCGCACCAGCAGGCUCGAAGCAACGUUCAUCAAGCCUUGACAUUCCACGAGGUGCUCUUGACAGCGCAUCGAGAGGGAGAGGUGGCUCAAACGUUUCUACGUCGCCCAGCCCCAACCGUAUCCAUUUCUCGGCGUCCCCUGUUAUGAAUCCUAUCAGGCAUGAUCCGCCACCUCGUGAUCUGUCGCCCGCUAAGCCCGCGCUGAAGAAUGCACACUCACCAGCAUCGUCCAUUCGAACUAGCUCUCCGUUGGCGAACUUCUCACCGGCGCCCAAAUCGCCCAUAAGCGAGACGUCCGACAAUACAUCUCAGGCCUCUCAGGAUGCGUUUACUGGCCGGAAGAAGAAGUCUGUCAGGGUCAGCUUUGACGAGCAGCCUCAAGAGAUCGAACCGCCCACGGUGGCAGCCACUCCCAAUUCGAUAAUGCGAGAUCGCCCGGUGGUCGACGACCUAGAUGACGACGAAUUGAUGAAGCCCCGGCCUGCACUGCCAAGUUUUGGAAGCGUCAGGAAGCAAAGGGUAACACAUGACGUGCCUGAGAAGGUCACGGAGAUGGCACCAGAAAGUCAAGACGCAAGCAACGAUCACGCAAUUGGAGGUAUACUCAAGAACGCCAACGAGGCGAAGGCUUCAUCAGAUCCAGUCGCUCCCGAGGUGACGAGUAAAGAGACGGCAGGAUAUGUUAGCGAUGACAGCGACGACCUGGGUGAACCCGUGGCUACAAGCACGCCAGCUCCGCCAUCAACCGUACCUGAGGUGAAGCUCGAGUCAAGCCCUGAAGAAAAGCAAGAGACCAAGGUUAGAGACUUCGCCGCGCAAGCAACAACUGCAUCGGACCAGAACGAAGACGCCGAUGUACCCGCAAUCAAUCUGCUGCCCCCUACGCCUGGAGCAGAGGAAGAACGCAAGACAUUGUCCGCUGAGGGCGACCAGUCUCCAAAGCCCAAAGCUUCCUUUGAGAUUAAUGUGCCCGGUGGAUGGGCAGGCGAAGAGGAAAACGAGGCUGAGACUACAUCCGCUGGAGCGGCAGCAGCAACGGUUGCAACUAUCGAAAGCCAAGAUGAGCCUGCCGCUGUGCCUGAGGAUCCAGUCAUAUACUCAAGCCCUAGACCCGCCUCUCCUGCUCUCAAUGCCAUCAACGAAGAUAACAGCGACGACAGUGCAGAGUUUAGCGACGCAGCCGAAGACCUUUCUGAAUUCGACAACGGCGGCUUCGCUUCACUUGAUGCCAUUGCGGUCAGUCCCGUGCUAACCUCUUCGCCAGCUCCAAAGCCAAAAGAUGGCCCUGCGCCUCUGCCAGAAAGCCCGUCUAUUCGGCAAGCGUCAAAGAGAAUGGACAAGGUCAAUGUCGAAGGCCAAGGUAGCGGCGACUGGAGUGAGGCUACGGCUUACUGGUCGAGACUGAGCCAACAACAGCGCGAACAAAUUGAGCGAGAACAUUUCUCUUCCGACGAUGAAGCUCUGCCAGCACCUGCGAGGAAACCCAAGAAGAAGACCUCUGCCCAGGCCGCGCCAGUUAAAGUGCCGGCGCCUGCAGCUGCUGCUCAAGUGCAGCAGAAGCCUGCCGCUCAACCUGCGAAGCCUGCCUUGAAGAAGACGAUGCGUGCUCAGCCGGAGCCCGUUCCGGUCGAGGGCGAGGUGCAUAUGAGAAAGUCCAUGCGCAACGGUGGAGCUGGGGGCAUGUCUGGCUCACUGCGGGAUAGCACCACGUCGCAGCCUCAGCAGACCCCAGUUCAACCUAAAAGUGCUUUGCAGAAAGGUACAAUGCGACCUGGGUCUUCGGGCCAGUUGAGCUUGUCUGCAAUGCCAGGAUCAGGCCCUCAAGAUUCAGCAUUCCCAAAGAUGAAGGCCUCUCAGACACAACCUCCAACUCAGCCAAAGCCCAAACCGCAACCAGCUCCAGUCAUGUCCGCUAAGCUACAAAAAGAGCUCAGCCAUGAUUCGGACUCGGAGAGCAGUUUCAGGAAGAAGCGUCGCUCCAAGGUGGAUGGCAGGUACACCAUGAAACGUAGCAUGCGUGGUGGACCAGUAGAAGCGGAACCUGCUCCAUCUAUAAGGAACCAGCGACCAACAUCUCCUGAGCCGCCACGUGGCAAGGGCAAAGACUCCUUCAGCAUAAGGUCUUUAUCUCCCACCGGAUCUCUGUUCGGCAGGAAGAAACGGGGAGAGGAAGUGCGACAAUCGAUACGCGGAUCUUCUGUUGAUGCAGGGCCUCGGAUGACGAUGCGAAAUGGGCCACCUCAACGCGCUGCAGCCAGACCUGCAGCCGGCCAACAGUCCACAGGGUCGAGGUUCAAGUCGCGUUUUGUAGAUUCUGAUGACGAGGGCGAGGAUGAACGACCAAGGCGAAACUUCUUCAAAAGUCGGUUCACUGAUUCGGACGAUGAAGAUGACGAUGUCUUUAUCCCAGCCGACCUUACUCCGGUCCGUGGUAUUCCUCGCAAACAGGGCCAGACUGACGGCGAUUCAACCGAUCUGGAGGAUGAGGACGACGAUGAAGAUGAAGAUCCACGCAAAGCCACACGAAGGCGGCAGAAGAUGUCUACACCCCUAGUUCCAGACUCGGGAGAUAUCGACAAGGCUAUGGAGGCUGCAAGGAAGAAGCUCGGCAUCCCUGAACCAUCCGCGAAAGAGACGAGUCAAGGCGAAGCGCUUCGCAAUGGUAGCUUACGACAAGACACGGCACCUCAAUAUCCGGUGACAGGGCCAUCAUAUGAGGAAGCUGAAGCUACUCCAGAGAAGAAGAAACGAAGCUUCAUGGGCAGCAUUCUUCGUCGCAAUCGCAACAGCACGGCAUCCGUCCCUCAGAUCGGCACCACCGCAAGCGAGAUGAAUCUAUCAUCGAGUCCAGCAUUGAACGGUCCUUACGACGCCGAUGCCCCUCAAGGUCCUUCCGGCCGCCCGCAGAGCCCCAUCGCAAGUCCCAAUGGCAAACUCCUUCGCAGGACGUCAGGCCAGCAAGUACCCCAAGCACCUCGCAUGCGCCGAGGCGACUCUACUUACUCGAAUGCGACUGCCCCUCCAGCCGUAGGGGAGGCCUUCUCUGCGUCUGAUAGAGAUAACUGGCCAUUGCCGCCCGCUGUGCCGAAGAUUCCGGAUCAUCUUGCUGGUAACAAUCGACCAACAACGAGUGACGGUGCUGGCAACAGCGUCGUGCGCUUCGAUAUCGGAACAGACGACGGGAUGGACGGUGAAGGACAACAGCGAGGAGCCAUCUACAGCCGUCGAACUGGAAAGAAGAAGAAGUUUGGUUUGUUGAGGAGGGCUUUUGGGCUGAACGACUGA
Molecule: messenger RNA, 4617 nt
Organism: Zasmidium cellare ATCC 36951
Lineage: Eukaryota; Fungi; Ascomycota; Dothideomycetes; Mycosphaerellales; Mycosphaerellaceae
Exons: 1
Coding region: 1-4617 (1538 amino acids)
Source: RefSeq, a predicted model, not a curated record